Molecule: messenger RNA, 848 nt
Organism: Sodiomyces alkalinus F11
Lineage: Eukaryota; Fungi; Ascomycota; Sordariomycetes; Glomerellales; Plectosphaerellaceae
Exons: 1
Coding region: 246-734 (162 amino acids)
Source: RefSeq, a predicted model, not a curated record
GUAUGAGCAGAAUUGACAGCGGAGAACGUGGUUAAACGGCCCUGUCGAAGAUAUUGCGUAGGGACGGGGACGAACCAUGGAUUGGAUCAUCUCUAGAAGCAUAUGAUGGCGCCAAUAGUCUGACAUCUGCAUUUAUGUUACCGGGUAAGACGGACAUCGCCUACGCCCAAACCAAGGUAAGAUACACUGGGCAGAGAACUUAAAAUGUGCAGUACGUAGCUUUCGACAUCGAAGUGGUCGCCUCUAUGAGUGGGUAUCAGGCUUUCAUCCAAAUAACGCCCCCUGCCAGCUCGCUGAUAACAACUUCUCUAUGGCUCCUACAAUGCCCUAUGGAAGCUCAUUCACAAGGACUACGAUCGUUCCGACUUCAAGAUCAUCUCGACGAUCUGGGCGUAGCAGAAUUUGUUUUUUUGAGAAGCAGACAGGAUCUCACUGUCAGUGGUGUUGUUGACUUGGAGUGGCCCUUUAUAGGACCAGCCCAACUGUCUGGUCGGCCCUCUCUCUGGUGGCUUCUGAUGGAACGUCUAAUAAACUCGGCGUGGGAUUGGAUGACGGUGAACCAUGCGCAAUCGCUGACCGUUACUUCAAAUGCUUAUGCAUUUCCCAGUACGUUCUGGAGGAAGAGGCCAAAAUCCCGGGGAUAUGAGGUCAAAGAGCUGCCUCGUCUUGCCCGGUGGUCAGAACACUCCGGGGUUAUAUGGAUCCAUCUGCCUGUUACUGUCAACCGGUUUUAAUGACUGUCGAACAUUCCCUUCACGAAGCUGGGACGGGAGAAGAACGCGAUGAUGAGUUUGGAAGCAGCCAAGAAGAAGAAAGUGGAUCUUUGGAGGUCUUACCCAGAAACGGCC